This is a messenger RNA of Letharia lupina, 501 nucleotides long. RefSeq lists its product as uncharacterized. Lineage: Eukaryota; Fungi; Ascomycota; Lecanoromycetes; Lecanorales; Parmeliaceae. The record is from RefSeq and is a predicted model, not a curated record. The transcript is spliced from 3 exons. The coding region runs from base 1 to 501 and encodes 166 amino acids.
AUGACGUCUCCGCCCAGCAUGCAAAUUCCCUCCGUCGACAUCAUCUCACCUCCCAAAACAACUACCCAACUCACAACCCCCCAACUCUCCAAACAACGACAGCUUUACCACUUCCAGAACCCGGCAAAAGACAUGUCUCUCCUUCGCACCAUUACCACCCGCGCGCCUCGCGCCCCCUUGGCUGCCACCAAGCGCGUCCGCUUUUCUACGAGCCCGUAUGUGCAGAAGGAUUCCGGCUCCGCCGUCAAAGAUACCAUCGAGUCUGUGAACAAGACUGUUGGGAACGCGGCCGUGAAGGGUAUUGAGAAGAGCCAACAAGCGACCGAAAACCUCAAAUCCACCGUCGGCCUCAACGCCAAGCAAGCCGAGGGCUCCGCGAAGGAAACGACCGGCGAAGCCCAAGGCAAGGCGUCCGAGCUCGCCGGCGACGCCAAGAGCAAGACGCAGGAGGUCGCGGGGCAGGCCAAGGGCAAGGCGGAGGAGGUCAAGGGGAAGAUGUGA